Messenger RNA from Budorcas taxicolor (takin), 869 nucleotides. RefSeq names its product caspase recruitment domain family member 19 (gene CARD19). Bases 189 to 740 code for a protein of 183 amino acids. The transcript is spliced from 6 exons. Lineage: Eukaryota; Metazoa; Chordata; Mammalia; Artiodactyla; Bovidae. The record is from RefSeq and is a predicted model, not a curated record. Gene Ontology annotation, cellular component: mitochondrion.
GGGGCGGGCUCAGUGAGGGCGGGGUUAAAGCUUAGCCGAGAGGAUACCAGGGGCGGGGCCCACCGGGAAAAAGCGGGCCGGAGCUGGAGGCGGUCAACCCGGCCCACGGGCAACGCGCGGACAACCACACGGGCUCACAGCGGCAGGGGGACGGGUCGGGUCGGCCGAAUGCACGGUGUGCCGCCGCCAUGACAGAGCAGACCUACUGUGAUCGCCUAGUCCAGGACACUCCUUUCCUCACCAGCCUCGGACGCCUGAGUGAGCAGCAGGUAGACAGGAUCAUCCUCCAGCUAAACCGCUACUAUCCCCAGAUCCUCAGCAACAAGGACGCGGAAAAGUUCCGGAACCCCAAGGUGUCUCUGCGAGUGCGUCUCUGCGACCUCUUAGGCCACUUGCAGCGGAGCGGUGAGCGGGAUUGCCAGGAGUUCUACCGGGCCCUGUACAUCCACGCCCAGCCCCUGCACAGCUGCUUGCCUAGCCGGCACGUCCUGCAGAACUCAGAUUGCACAGAGCUAGACUCGGGCACCGCAAGCUGUGAGCUCAGUGACAGGGGACCUGUGGCCUUCCUGACCUGCCUCGGCCUGGCCGCAGGCCUGGCGCUUCUCAUCUACUGCUGCCCUCCAGACCCCAAGGUGCUUCCAGGGGCCCGGCGUGUCCUGGGCUUCUCCCCGGUCAUCAUUGACAGGCACGCCAGCCGCUUCCUGCUGGCCUUUCUCACAGAUGACCUGGGGGGCCUCUGACCGACCCCAGCCCUGCCCGUCUGCGUGUUUGCUCUCCAGGGGCUUUCUUCUUUCCUAAGUGUUUAUUUCUUGCUAUUUAUAAUUUGUGUAAUAAGCACUUUGCUUUCAUUGUACCGAGGUGUUCAACAA